AUGGCCCCUGCAGUCGGCACUUUGGGCGACUCUCCUCCUGGCAGCAAGGAGGACGCCCGCCGAGCCCGGAAACGCGUCACAGACCGCAAUUCGCAGCGGCAUCACCGUGAGAGACGCCGGGCGUACAUCAAGAAACUUGAAGAGACUGUGCAGUCCUACAAGCAGGGCUGCCUGCUCAAUGGCAAUGCCGAUACGGCGGCACUGCUUUCGGAGAUAGAAACCCUGAGGGCUAAAUGCCGGAGGUUAGAGUCUGUCGUGGAACGCAUCAAGGAUCUCUCCAGCUGUGUAGAUUCACCAACACCAGAUGCCGUUGAUCUUACCGACCCGCAGCAAAGUGAAGCAUCUCAGGGAGAUUUAAAUGACAAUGCCCCAACAAACGCUUGUUCUCUACAUGAUGAAUCAAUGGAAAGAAGCAAUAUCGAGAGUAUUGCUGGGCUCUUACCGCCAGCCGACUCCAAAGUCCAGACUUCUCGCAAUGCAGAUGGGGAGAGGGCAUCGUCAUUCCCUCAAGAUCUUGAUCUUGCUUCUUUCUUAGCCAACUACGCUAACCAAGGACUCGGGGAAACCAGCUCAUUAGGCGUGUCAGCUAACUCGGGUCUUGGGCUUGUUAGCACUAACGAGGAAACGCCGGUCGAAGAGUUCAGAUCCAUUCAACAUGUCGGAGGCUGUCUUUUUAGGAGCCCACCAAUGUCUUUAGCCCUGGUGCCAGCCUCACUUGGCUCAUCGACCUGUCCCUCAACCGGUCCCGAUGGCAGAUGUUAUGGGGUGCAUUCGGCGCUUCCAAUGGUAUCCCAGCCAAAAGGGGUGUGGGACUUGAUUGUACGAGACAUAAUACAAGACACCCAGCUCCAUUCUAGCACUCUACGUAAUGCUUCUGAGACGCCAUCUCUCCGAUCUGUGCUCGUGGACAAGUCCACUGAUGUGCUAGCCUCACGGCUGUUUUACCACAUCACUUCGUUCAACCCGAUACCGCUUCAUAUUGCGUUGGCAAGUUUCUGGGUCCAAUACCUCUACCUUAGAUGGGUUGCGACGGGAACAUGUGAAGCAUAUCACCAAAUUCCCGAGUUCAUGAGGCCAACCAGCCUGGAGAGGCGCAUUCCGCACCAGGUUUGCAUCGGUAUGCUCGUAUGGCCCGAUGUUCGGGGAACGCUCAUCCGAGACACUCAAUCCACUGACCCGGAGAGUAUUGGGAUUGAAUUACUACAGCACCUAUCUAAUAAACAUUGGUCUGCCACAUCUCAAGUUACCGGUGAUAUGAUCGGGGGCAUCGACAUACUUGCCAUCAUUCAACACCAGGCUUGUCAGUGGGAGACUUGGAAGGUUGAUCCUGUUUUUCAGCAAAAGUAUCCUCAGUUCGCCCACUGCGACUUCCCUUGA
Molecule: messenger RNA, 1377 nt
Organism: Clonostachys solani
Lineage: Eukaryota; Fungi; Ascomycota; Sordariomycetes; Hypocreales; Bionectriaceae
Source: the annotation of a GenBank genome assembly